Aureobasidium uvarum is the source of this 399-nucleotide messenger RNA. NCBI's taxonomy places the organism in Eukaryota, Fungi, Ascomycota, Dothideomycetes, Dothideales, Saccotheciaceae. The record is from the annotation of a GenBank genome assembly.
AUGGAAUAUCCAUCCCACCUCCUCAUCUUCCUCACACUACUCCUGUCUCUCUUCACCAUCUCCAUCUCUGCAGCACCCACAACCUUUGCCGAAGUAGAAAAAUCAUGGCAACGAGGACUUUCCGAAAAAGACAUACACGCCGAAAUCGGUCAACAUCCUACACCAUCCUAUCACUCUCGUCUACCGAAAGAGGCUGGUGAUGGCGUAAAAGAGCAAGGGUUCCAGGGUAUGCUUGAUGAGCGCACCAUGGCUGUUCGCCAGAGAAGUUUGCAUGGCGUUAUCGGGGGAAAGAGUUUGUUGGAAAGGCUUCUUGGUCAGAAGAGACCAAAGGCAGAAGAGCAAGGAAGUGACAUUGUAGAGGUUUUGAGGCCGGUGAGGAAUAGACGGUGGCAGUUUUAG